Fusarium vanettenii 77-13-4 is the source of this 2361-nucleotide messenger RNA. RefSeq lists its product as uncharacterized. Gene Ontology annotation, biological process: autophagosome assembly; autophagy; cellular response to nitrogen starvation. NCBI's taxonomy places the organism in Eukaryota, Fungi, Ascomycota, Sordariomycetes, Hypocreales, Nectriaceae. The coding region runs from base 1 to 2361 and encodes 786 amino acids. The record is from RefSeq and is a predicted model, not a curated record. Gene Ontology annotation, cellular component: phosphatidylinositol 3-kinase complex, class III, type I; phosphatidylinositol 3-kinase complex, class III, type II; phagophore assembly site. The transcript is spliced from 4 exons.
AUGAAUUGCCAGAAAUGCCGUCAGCCUCUCAGGCUGGAUGGCUCUCUCGAAGACCUCAACCCUGCCGCCUACGAUCUCCUCGUCUCCUCCACCUCACCAGAAACGCCUAAGAAGGCCACCGCAACCUCCUCCUCGACGACACAACCACAGGACCAAGCGCGCAAGUCCCUCUACGACAGGAUAUCACGAAACACGGGGCCACCGACUUUCAAGCGCAGCCAUGGUGGCCAUCCCCGCGAUUCCUCCAUGUCCUUCAUCUACUUGACCGAGUCGCAAGUCACAAACCCGCCAAGCCAGGGAACCGACCGACCCUCGACACCUCCUAAACUACGACGCGCAAGCUCUAUCAGGGGCACUGCGGACGAUCAGGAUGCGCCUAUGGGCAACGAAAUGGGGAGAAUAAACCGCCUCUUCGAAAUUCUAUCUGGGCGAUCCGAUAUCGACCACCCAAUAUGCGUCGAGUGCGCAGAUAUGCUCGUCGAGGGCAUGCAGAAGAAGCUGGAGGCGGCGUCGCGCGAAAGAGAUGGAUACGUGAAGCAUCUGAAAGAGGCCAAGGCAAACCAGCCUACCGAAGAGGAAAUCAAGGCACAAGAAGAAUCUCUCCGGAAAGCUGAGCAAGACAGGGAUAGUGCCAUGUUGGAACUGAAGAAGCUAGAGGCAGAAAAGGAUGCCUUGGACCAGGAGCUCGUGGCUCUGGAAGAGGAGGCUCGGGAGCUCGACAAAGAGGAGGAACAGUUUUGGAGGGAUCGCAAUGACUUUACGACCAAGAUGGCCAAGUUUCAGUCAGAGAGGGACAGCAUCAACGCCAAAUACAGCAACGACUCGCAGCUGUUGGAGAAGCUGCAGCGAUCCAAUGUGUAUAACGACACAUUUUGUAUCAGCCACGACGGCAGCUUUGCUACCAUCAACGGUCUACGUCUUGGCCGAUUGUCCAAUAAGCCGGUGGAUUGGCCAGAGAUCAAUGCCGCCUGGGGGCAUGCGCUUCUCCUGUUGGUGACGGUGGCAGACAAGCUCGGAUACAAGUUCGAUGGGUAUGAACCCCAACCCAUGGGGAGCACAUCAAAGAUCAUCCGGUACGAACUGCCCAACCCUGCGUCCAGCCGGCUCGGCACCCGCACAGUCAAUGCGCCGCCUAAGAAGCACGUGCUCGAGCUGUACAGCUCUGGAGAUAUGCCUCUGGGGCUGACGUUCAUGCACCGUCGAUUUGAUAACGCCAUGGUCGCCUUUCUUGAACUUGUGCGACAGCUGGGUGCGUUCGUGCAUAGGCAAACGGAUGCUACCGGCAAUCCGCUUAGUUUGCCGUACAAGAUUGACGGCGACAAGAUUGGGGAUGUGAGCAUCAAGCUCGGAAUCGCCCAAGAUGACGGCUGGACCAAGGCUUGCAAGCUGACAUUGACGUGCUGCAAGUUCUUGCUUGCACAUGCCAGCAACUCGCCCAACAUGGCUGCAUGCGCUCACUGCGGAAAGGAGGCAACCAUGCUUUGCAGCGGUUGUCAGAACGUGCCCGAGUACAUCCCAGGAGACGCUUCCGGCACCGUCUACUGCAACCGCGAGUGUCAGAAGGCACACUGGCCGGUUCACAAGUCCCUCUGCCACAUUCUGCGCCGCCGCAGGGUCAUCCUCCGAACUGCCGUGACCCUCAAGCAUGCUCUCCUCACGUACAGAGAGACCGUGUUCGACAUGGAGCUGAUCAAGCUUGAGUUCCGCGAUGGUACUCUUUUCAUCCAUCAGAAGAUGCGAGACAUGGAGAUUCCAGCCAAGCGUGGCCCGUUCCCUGAGGGUGCCACCGACAAUGUUCAGCACAAGGAGGCUGCUCUUCUCAACAGCCAGUGCACCAUGGCCAUGUCUCUGCUUUGCCCCUUGACCCGCAAGCUCCUCUCUGAGGUUGUCUCGACUCUCGAGGUCGUCGAUCUGGACAUGGGAAAGCCUCUUCUCGAUGUCAAGUUCGUCCCGGCUCCCCUGAUCGCCGUCCCCCACACCGUCGUCGCAGUGCAAUGCCCCGGAGUCAACGAGCGCUGGAUCAUCGACACGACCGGCGCCCAGUACGGCUUCAAGGAGGUUCUCAUGCCAUUCUGGCAGUACCUCGGCGUCCACGGGUGCCAGCAGCUCAAGGAAGCCUGGGACUAUGACCUUUCGGCCGAGUGGGACGUCGACCACGUCUCCAACAUUGAGUGCCUGACCCGAUCUCAAGCUCAGCGUGACGACCUCGAAGUUGAGCGCAAGCUUCGACGUCACUUUUAUAAGUUUGUCGAUGAGAAGAUUGAUAAGGAUCUGCUCAAGGGAACUGAUGGCCAGUUUGCAGUGAAGCUCACUGUGGUGAUGGAGGAUCUGCGUGCGCACAUGCUGAGCCUUGAGCUUUAA